CCGACCGGUUGUCUUGAUUAUUCUUUUAAACCCAGGCAGAGUGUAAACUGGACGACGAGAGACUGAGGUGAAGGCGGAAUCAGGUAUGUCUGAAUCCGCAGGCAGCAAAGACAGAAAAGGCGGAAGAUGAACCAGCAAGGCUGAAUCAAGAUACGACAAAGUUAAAGGUUGAAUAAGUAUGGCUGAAUCUGCUGGCGGUAGUCGGAAAAUAGGCGAAGAUGAACCAGCGAGGCUGGAUCAAAGUAAAGGGAAAAGCGGCAAAGCUGAACCAGCGAGGCUGAUUCAAGAUAUAAUAGAGUUAGAGGCUGGAUCAAGUACAGCUGAAUACGCUGGCACAAAACAGAGAAGAGUCGAAGUUGAACAAGCGAGGCAGAAUCAAGAUAUGAUAAAAUUAGAGGCUGAAUCAGCUUAUGAUGUGCUCCUGAGUUCAGGAUCCAAUAUCUUUAAAUUCGACGAUAGCCUCUAUCACCGCUUGAAAGCUGGCAAUAUUCGCGUUUUCAAAUAUGACAGAACCCCCCUUACUUCCGAAGAGCUUCUGCUAUCGGUCUACUGCUCCAAGAUCUAUAUACCUAUCUUUUCCCUAAACUAUGCUUAUAGACCUCGGUGCCUUGAGAUGCUCGCUCUCAUGGUAGAAGACACGUCUAGAUCAGGUGGGAAGAAAGAGAUCCUGCCCAUUUUCUAUGAUGUGAAACGGUCUGAUGUGCAGCUGGAAAAAAAAUCACUCUACAGAGACGCCCUGGAAUCGCACAGGCAGAAAUUUGGCGCUGAGAAAGUCAAGAAGUGGAAGGAGGCUCUCGUGAAUGCUGGUAAAGUCAAGGGAUGGGAACUAAGCUCAUACGAAGGGAAAGAGGCACUUAUUACAUCCAUAGUUGGAGAAAUUUUGCAUAAGCUGAUGAUAGAGCACAAUUUUGUGCCUGAAGAUCUAUCCACUUGUGAUAAUCCCAUACUAUCCGACAGGACCUCGGGGCUUGAAGACAGUCAAGAAUCGAAAAUAAUGGAAUUAUUGGAACUGGAAGUAAGCGACGUACGAAUUGUUGGAAUCCAUGGGAGAGAUGGCAUUGGAAAGACUGCUCUUGCCAAGAGCAUAUAUGACCGAAUAUCCCUUCACUUUGACGCCUGCAGUUUUCUUGCAGAGAUUGAAGAAACAACGCAGCAACCUGGAGGUGCUCAGUAUCUUCAGACCAAGUUGAUCUUUAAUAUUUUAAAAAGAGAGUGUGAGGUUGCUUCUGCUUUCAAAGGAGUACGAUAUUUGAAAGGAAUAUUAAGGAGUAUGAAAGUUCUCAUUGUUCUUGAUGACGUGGAAAAUGGGAACCUCCUCAAGGAGUUUGUAGGAGCUAAGCUUGAUUGGUUUGGUUCUGGAAGUAGAAUAAUUGUUACGUCAAAAGAAAGCAGAGUUCUUCAAGGGUUUAUUGCUCGAGGGUUGGCUCAUACUUACAAUGUUAAUCCGAUGGAUGAUAAACAAGCUUUCAACUUUUUCUGGCAGUAUGCAGCAACUAAAAGGAGUGACGAACUACAUUCUUAUGUUAAAAGUGCAAUCGAAAUAGUGAAGGCCGCGAAGGGACUUCCACUACUUCUCAAAGUUUUUGGUUCUUUUUUGCACAAUAAAGGACUAGAAGAAUGGAAUAAAUUCGAAGAUCUCAUACAACAAUUUCAGGAAGAUUACGAGAAGAUUCUGUGCAUAAUUUAUGAUACAUUAGAUCAAGAUCAAAAUCAGAUGUAUCUUGAUAUUGCUUUUUAUACCCCAGAUGUCGAUUGUCGAAUUGCCUCGUAUAUGUGGCGCUGGUAUUAUUAUGGUCAUCUUGUAAUCAAGGACCUUUGUCGUAUGUCCCUAAUAAAAAUGGAAGAAAACAAAAUAGGCAUGCACAGCAUGCUAAGGUGCCUUGCCAGGAAGAUUAUUCGUGAAGGUUUCCAUGAUCCUGGAACAGAAGCUGGAUUGGACAUUCCUGCCAUAGCCCAGGACACGAACAAGGGGAAAAAGGGAAAAAACCCCCUUAACACUGAAGAGGAAGGUCUUGAAUUCCUACCGAACACGACAUUUCUCAGCUUGGGUGGCGCCAAUAUUGGUGGAAAGUUUGCCGAUGCCUUAUUGAACGUUCGGUGGCUUCAUUGGCAAGGGUGCCCUCGAGAUGCGAUCAACAUUCAUUUAGAGAAAAAUGAGAACCUAGUUAUUCUUGAUCUUUCGUGGAGUAAGGUUACAGAAUCCUGGGGAGGUUGGAAAAGAAUUAAGAUGGAGCGUUUGAAAGUCUUGAAUCUUACAGGUUGUGGGGACUUAUUAAUUAACCCCAGCUUCUCUUGUUGCCCAAAUUUGGAAAUACUGAUCCUUGAGCGAUGUUCUCGAUUGGUUCAUUUAGAUCCUUCAAUUGAUGAUCUGAAGCUCUUGGUUACCCUGAAUUUGAAGUUCUGCUCCGAACUUAGCGUGUUGCCAGCAGAAAUGAAUGGAAUGAAAGCUUUGAGAGAGCUCCUGAUUGAUGGCACUUCCAUUCGAGAACUUCCUGAGUCGAUAGGCAAAUUGGUUCAACUGCAAAUUCUUAGUGCCACUAAUUGUUUCUCAUUAGUUCGUGUUCCUGGUUCAAUUCGUAAACUUAAAGCUAUUAGGGUGCUAGCCUUGGAUGAUGCAAAUAUUCUUGAACUCCCCAGAUUAAUUGGAGACUUGGAGGAACUUAGACGCUUGUCUUUAAGGGAUUGUCGUGAGCUAGGAAAGCUUCCGGAAUCCACUGGCAAAUUGGGAUUCUCAUUAGUAGAGUUGGAUAUUUCAGGUACAGGUAUUUCAAGAUUGCCUGAUUCAACUAAAAACUUACGGUGUUUGAAAGUGCUAAAAAUGGAUUCUUGUUUCUUAAGAGAGUUUCCUAAUUACAUCGGAGAGUUGAAAUUCCUAGAAGAAGUACAUGCCUCGUGGUGUAGGAGUUUGGAGGGAGUCAUUCCGAGUGGUAUUUCGAAACUAAGUCAUCUCAGAGAACUGAGGCUUCGGGCUACUUGUAUAUCUGGCCUUCCAUCAGAAAUCCAGAUCUUGUCAAGGCUUCAGACUCUGGAUUUGCUACACUGCGACCAUAUCAAAGAGUUGCCUACCCUUCCCUCUAACCUAAUUGACCUCUAUGUCAAUCCCAACUUGAUGCCAGAAAUGUUAGAAUCUCCAAGACAUUUACCGUGAUAAACAUUACAGUGUUAGUUUGGAUUAGAUGGUUGUGCUAUCACUUGUCAUAGUUAGUGCGGUUGAUUACACUAC
Molecule: messenger RNA, 3223 nt
Organism: Eucalyptus grandis
Lineage: Eukaryota; Viridiplantae; Streptophyta; Magnoliopsida; Myrtales; Myrtaceae
Product: disease resistance protein RPV1-like
Exons: 5
Coding region: 179-3148 (989 amino acids)
Biological process (GO): defense response; signal transduction
Molecular function (GO): ADP binding
Source: RefSeq, a predicted model, not a curated record